This is a messenger RNA of Bufo gargarizans (Asiatic toad), 1863 nucleotides long. RefSeq lists its product as uncharacterized. The transcript has 14 exons. The record is from RefSeq and is a predicted model, not a curated record. The coding region runs from base 1 to 1863 and encodes 620 amino acids. NCBI's taxonomy places the organism in Eukaryota, Metazoa, Chordata, Amphibia, Anura, Bufonidae.
AUGAAUUUGGGUUCAGUUGGUGGAGUGAUUUAUGUGAUUCAUUCUGAUAACCAACGACACUUCUCCCAUCCAGCUGCCAGCUGCACUGCACAGAGGGAAAGUUUGUAUCUAUUGAUCUUUGGCUGCUUCCUGGGCUGUGCUGUGUGUGUGUGUCUGGGCUGCCAUGGAGACUGCAAGCUUCAUGCUAACUCCUCUGUGCACUGCGUGGGGAUCUCAAAGACGUCUGCAAGAAGUUUAUACAAAGGGGAAUCUAAGAACCCGGUCAGCGAAACUGCUCUGAUAAUGAGUGAGGUGUAUAAAAUCUCUUCAAGUGAUAAAAUCCAGUUUUUGGAGGAGGAGUUAGCUUCUCAGUUAUCAAAACUGAAGACAGAAAUAGAAGAGAAUGGAGUACUCCAUGGCACCCCCUCUCGAGCCUACAGCUCUGUGCCAAUCUCAAAGGACAUUUUGUACUACAGGAAUGAGAGAGAAAUGAUCUUGAAAAGAGGCCUUCAGGUGGCGGGAGCAGUACCAAUUACUAUUCAGGCUGACGUCAUGCAGCGAGAGCUGGAGACCUGUCUGAGAAGAGAAUACACUGUGGAUAAUCUGCCUCUGCUGUUACAUCAGUUUUUUACUGACAGAAUUCACCAGUUAGUCCGAAGUAAAUACUUGCACAUGCUGAGGUGGAAGAGGUUCUGUCGUCAUGUUAGCGUCAUGGAGCAGUGUUAUCCUCAGUACAAGGAGCAAGUUGGAUACAUCAUGCAAGAAUAUGCUGAUUCUGUGCAGAGAGCCCAGAGACUUUCAAUAGCGAGAGAACGCUUACUGACUGGACAGAAGAAUUCUAUUAAUUUAAUUACUCAGGAGGAUCUUAUCAUCUAUAUCCAGUGGUUAAUUUGUCACCUGCAUUCAGUGAGGCCGAUAUACAACUAUAUAAAGAUCUUGCAGUAUUUGCCCAUUUCUGAUCAUGCUGGGGAAGUUAUUGAAUCACAAUUAAAAGACAGCGAAAAUCACCAGUCCAGUGAUGUUGGAUCCACUUUUACAAGCUCUCAAAGCCAUUUUGAAGAGGCUGUUUUAUAUCCACGGGAAGAUGAAGAAUUACCUGAACACCAGACAGAAACAGAGCAGAUAAAACCAAUUCUCCGUCAGUUAUUAUCUACUUAUAAGAUAGAAUAUGAUACAGAGAAGCUUAAGAAUACAGCCAGUGAGAUGGAGCUGCUAACGCUGGUGUCUUCUAAGUUCCGAAGUACUUUUGGCAAGCAAGACACCAUGAAAACAUUUCCAAUGUAUAAUUCUGGAACGGAAACAAGUGAUGGAUGGGGAUUUAGAGGUCCACAUAUGGCUUUCAAGAAAAUAUCUAACUGGCUUCCAUUUGUAAAGAUUAAACCUAAGCGUGAUCCAUGGCAGCAAAAAUUUUUAGGAAAAUUAAACCAGCACAAAAAAGUGGAUGAGCUGCUGCGCCAGUCACCGUUUACAGAGGUUACAAAUGUAGAGACAGCGAUGGAGGUUCUUCAGGAGUACGCUGCACGGGUAUUACAGCCAAAGAAUAAUCAUGAGUUAGCGGUAAAGAAAUACAGUCGACCAUAUACCCCCUGGGAUCAAAAUGGUGGAUUAUCCCUACAGCAAACCAAUGAUAAGACUACAGACCUUGCAGGUCUUAGCAAGCGCCCUGUGUCUUCCAGGCCAAAGAAGGAUAUGGGGUACAGUUACCAGAACACCCUACAAUUACUGGGAUUGGAUGAGGCAGAAGAUAACAGCAGAGACCCAGUACUGAUGAAAGGAGCCUACUUAUCUCUUCUCUAUCUGCGUCAUCUGAGGCUGAGGGAUCUUCAGGUAAAAUAUGAUUUCAUUCUUGGCACAAGCAGACAUGGAAAUGAGAAGGUUCCAUGA